Molecule: messenger RNA, 750 nt
Organism: Perkinsus marinus ATCC 50983
Lineage: Eukaryota; Perkinsozoa; Perkinsida; Perkinsidae
Product: potassium channel tetramerisation domain containing protein, putative
Exons: 3
Coding region: 1-750 (249 amino acids)
Biological process (GO): protein homooligomerization
Molecular function (GO): protein binding
Source: RefSeq, a predicted model, not a curated record
AUGACCUCCUCCCUGUCGUCUGAUGUCAUCACUUUAAGCGUUGGUGGGAAGAUCUACCAAGUGACGAAGUCCACCUUAGACAAGUACCCCGAUACGAUGCUCUCGAGGAUGGUCUCUGAGGAUUGGAAGAUGUCAAAGAACGAUUCCAAGGAUGAUACGGGAAAGGUGGCCUCGCCACCAUCCGUCUUUAUCGAUCGAGAUGGUGCUCUUUUCGAGUAUAUAUUAAACUGGUACCGCAAUGGGGAGAUUUGCAUCCCUUGGACAGUGAGUGAAGAGGCAGUCCGUCGAGAAGCCAGUUAUUUUGCCUUACCUGAUGAUGUCCGUGUUGUACGUGACACAAUUCUGAAUAAUGUUCGCGAGGCUGUUGGUCUGGUCCUCGACGACGUUCGCGAGAAGAUAGCAAAAUGCCAGACAGACAAAGAAGAAAUCGACGCACGUUAUUCCACUCGUCUCGCUCAGCUACAAGAGGAAAAGCGGAUGCUCAAGGCCCAACGAGAGGUCGAUCAGAAUCGUAUUCGGCGAGAUGCCAUGACAUUCGAGAUUCUGCUACCUAUAUUAACUCAAACAGCAGCCGUUAUCUGCCCUAUGGUGGCAAUUACGUGCAACCAAGUCAGUCGUCAGACUGUUACUGACAUACGCAGCUCCACAAGAGAGGAGUUAGCGGACCUAGGGGAUAUUAUGUCCGACCUUUAUCGUAACCGAGUACUCACGUUGCAGUCUCUGCAGUCCAGCAGUACGUUCUGCUGGUGA